AUGUUGCUAUGCUACACGCCCAUUGUCUCGUUAAGCCUUAUUGUCACCUAUGAGGAAAAGAACUAUGACGACAACGAUGUUAACAAAGAUGACGACAACGAUGUUAACAAAGAUGACAACAAAGAUGUUAACAAAGAUGACAACAACGAUAACAAAGAUGACAACAACGAUGUUAACAAAGAUUACAACAACGAUGUUAACAAAGAUGACGUCAACGAUGUUAACAAAGAUGACAACAACGAUGACAACGAUGACAACAAAGAUGUUAACAAAGAUGACAACAACGAUGUCAACAAAGAUGACAACAACGAUGACAACGAUGACAACAAAGAUGUUAACAAAGAUGACAACAACGAUGACAAAGAUGACGACAACGAUGUUAACAAUGAUGACAACAACGAUGUUAACAAAGAUUACAACAACGAUGUUAACAAAGAGGACAACAACGAUGACAACGAUGACGACAACGAUGUUAACAAAGAUUACAACAACGAUGUUAACAAAGAUGACGUCAACGAUGUUAACAAAGAUGACAACAACGAUCACAACAAAGAUGACAACAACGAUGUUAACAAAGAUGACAACAACGAUGACAACGAUGACAACAAAGAUGUUAACAAAGAUGACGACAACGAUGCUAACAAAGAUGACGACAACGAUGUUCACAAAGAUGACGACAACGAUGUUAACAAAGAGGACGACAACGAUGUUAACAAAGAUGACAACAAAGAUGACAACGAUGACACCAACGAUGUUAACAAAGAUGACAACAACUAUGGUAACAAAGAUGACGACAACGAUGUUAACAAUGAUGACGACAACGAUGUUAACAAAGAUGGCGACAACGAUGUUAACAAAGAUGACGACAACUAUGUUAACAAAGAUGACGACAACGAUGUGAACAAAGAUGACGGCAACGAUGUUAACAAAGAUGACAACAACGAUCACAACAAAGAUGACAACAACGAUGUUAACAAAGAUGACAACAAAGAUGACAACAAAGAUGUUAACAAAGAUGCACAUUUAAAUGAGACGCUCGGUAUCGACCCGGGUGUGGAGAAUGCAUCUCCUACAUUAAUGGGCGUUUCAAUAGGGUUAGUGUCCUGCUGGAUCUUUUUUCCUGUUUAUGAUGAGGCUGUACCUUUGCGAUGAGGAAAUCCGGUUAUUAUUACGCCUACUUUUACAAUAUUAACAUAAUUAUCAAUGUGUUUUACAGUGAAUGAGUAUCUGAUAUCCAGGUUUGUUUUAUACUUGGUGAGCAAUGUCAAAAUUUCAAAAUUUACUACACCAUCCCUUUCGGACGUUUACAUUCAAGUGGAUCACUAAAUCAGCGGCUUAUAUUGAAGUUGCUUCAGCGUUUCGAUGCCUUGGUACUUCUUCGUAUCCCUCAUGUAUUGGUAUUCAUUUACACUCGAUACAAACUGAUCGAUUUAACACUCGAUAAAGGUAAUAUGUAUUUUAGAAUCUCGCUAUAAGAAGGAAACAACUCUAGAAAUGAUCAUAGCAGUUGCUGACUAUUUAUUUAUUACCCAUACAUUCUGUUAUAUGUUAUUCCUAUAUCGUCGAAAUCCCAUUCUAUGCCAUAAUAUAUAUUAUCUACUAGUUUUUUUUUUACACUUUUACAAUUACUUGUUUAUUGUCUGUGAACAGUAAUGCAAUAUAUAACGUGUAUUUAUUAAAACGUGACACCAGGAUGUGAUGUUACUUCGUUGACGGGGUGUUUUGAUGAAAGAAAGAGAUUAUAAAUUAUGUUUCGGUGAUUCAUGACAUAUCAUAAAAUAUUUAUAAAAUAUGCGUCCGAACAUAGAAUUAAUGAUGUGAAAUUGUAUGUAUUUAGCGUUGUGAAUAUUUUUUAUAUUGAUCAGAAUAAUACGCGAGAAAAAAAGGGGCGUGUUUUACUCCUGAACGAACAUGUGUACUUAACCUGAGAGGCCAUAAUAUCACUACUGUAAAUCGUUAUUGCUUCGCGUGCUACAUAUUCACCCCUGUUUCUUCUUCAAGUGCUUUCACUUUCAAUUUUAAGAUAAACUUUAACGUCAUUCUGACUCUGGGUUGAAUUUGGCUUCCUAUUUAAGGGGAGCAGAAAGGUUACAAAUAGAACGGGGGUGUAGGUCAUUCUCAUAAAUGGAUUGGAAAGCUAUUCAUUUUUAAAUGUUCCACACACUUUGUUUGUCAUGUAUAGAUGUAUGUGCUGCGUGCGACCCUACUGUCUUAAUUAACAUUUAAGUUAAUAUCAUUAUCAUUCUUUUAUUUAUUAGUUUAUAUUUUCUCAAAAUUCAAAAAUGACAAAUAAAUGUUGUGUUAUUCACUUCAAAAUCACAAAAGUUUCAUAGAAGUGGCCAUUUUAAGUUAUUUUGUGUUAGUGUUCCAGUUGUAAGAUUGUGAAGUUUGUUUGGACUAGUUGGUAUCAUAUUAAUGUUUUAAAUGUAGGAUCACGUGAGUUCAUUACAUUGUGAAUUAGUUGUACAUUGUAAAUUUUCAACAUUUAGAACAAACUUCCAUUUAAAUUCUAUAUCUCAUUGACUAUUUUCAAUUUCAAGUCACUUAAUGUGAAUGAUCCAGUACACGUGGUGUAUGACGUCAUUGUAUUAUUCUGUUGUGUGUGACGGUGCUACCUGUGUAUAUAUGUGUAUGUGUGUGUGUGUCUGGAUGUGUACCCACCUACCUGUGAGAGGUAAGGUGCGGCAUGGUUUAUAACUGUGGUGUGUAAUAAAUAUAUUGAAAACAAUA
Messenger RNA from Mizuhopecten yessoensis (Yesso scallop), 2730 nucleotides. Its product is annotated as protein PFC0760c-like. The record is from RefSeq and is a predicted model, not a curated record. The coding region runs from base 1 to 1152 and encodes 383 amino acids. The transcript is spliced from 2 exons. Lineage: Eukaryota; Metazoa; Mollusca; Bivalvia; Pectinida; Pectinidae.